Penicillium alfredii is the source of this 1065-nucleotide messenger RNA. RefSeq lists its product as uncharacterized. The transcript is spliced from 4 exons. Gene Ontology annotation, cellular component: cytosol; nucleus. Gene Ontology annotation, biological process: protein deubiquitination; regulation of protein stability. The record is from RefSeq and is a predicted model, not a curated record. NCBI's taxonomy places the organism in Eukaryota, Fungi, Ascomycota, Eurotiomycetes, Eurotiales, Aspergillaceae. Bases 1 to 1065 code for a protein of 354 amino acids. Gene Ontology annotation, molecular function: cysteine-type deubiquitinase activity; cysteine-type endopeptidase activity; protein binding.
AUGGAAAUGAGGCCGGUCUUUAAAUGCGGUGAUAUUCCAUGGCGCAUUCAUUACCAUCCAUAUGACACCAAGACCAGUGAUAUCUCGCUGUAUCUUGCUCAUGGCUAUGAGGACCAGCAACCCGAGAACUGGGCUGCUCCUGUUGAAUUUGCAUUGGUGCUUUGGAGCCCAGGCCAGCUGUCACAGUAUACCUCUCGCGUUGCCAAACACUGCUUCAAUGCGGAUGAAGGCGACUGGGGCUUUACGAGGUUUUGUAAUCCUGAGUCCCAGCAAAGCUCGACAGCAAGCAAGGAAAUCCAAGGGGAAAUUGCCAUCACGGCGUAUGUCCGUGUUAUUGAAGAUCCCACUGGAGUACUGUGGCACACCUUCCGCAACUAUGAUUCCAAGAAAGAAACGGGGAUGGUCACCCCCGCUGCAGGUACAUUCGCCGCUCUUCUAACCGGAACCGCCAAAACACUCUACUACUCACACAUGCACGAGUCGUUCUGCUUCUCGACCAGCCACGACUUCACGCACUUCGACCUGGAUAUUUGCAACCACGAUUCAUUCGAUCCCAGCACAUACCACUCGCCGCGGGACAGUCUGCGCGCCUACACGGACAUGAGCGCGAUCCCAGACGAAGAAAAACAAACGAGGGAGAUGGGGUUCGCGUCCAACAAAUGUACGCUCUUUGAGAACUUGCCGUGGAUCCUGCAUCUGCAUUUGAAGCGCGCCGAGUAUGAUGCUGCGCAGGGCCACGUGGUAAAGAUCAGGGAGCGGCAGUCGUUCCCUAUGGAGCUGGAUCUUGUUCCGUUUUUCACUUCGUAUGAGAGACAGGCUGCUAAGCUGGGUCAGUGGGUUCAUCAACUUGCGGGGGUUGUUGUCCAUGAUGGGGAUGAGAGUAGAGGGCAUUUCCAUACUUUUGUGCGGCCUAGUGGGACGGAUGCGGUUUACAGGUUUGAUCAUGAUGAGCGGAUGACUAGAGCGACGGUUAUGGAUGCUGUUGAUGCUAAUUUUGGGUCUUCUAGGAAGAGUGCGUCGGGGCCGUGUGCUACGGUUUACAUGCUUGUGUAUGUUCGCAAAUGA